This is a messenger RNA of Dendrobium catenatum, 1481 nucleotides long. Its product is annotated as probable WRKY transcription factor 40. Lineage: Eukaryota; Viridiplantae; Streptophyta; Magnoliopsida; Asparagales; Orchidaceae. The transcript has 5 exons. Gene Ontology annotation, biological process: regulation of DNA-templated transcription. The record is from RefSeq and is a predicted model, not a curated record. The coding region runs from base 264 to 1202 and encodes 312 amino acids. Gene Ontology annotation, molecular function: sequence-specific DNA binding; DNA-binding transcription factor activity.
UCUCUUCAUUGCAUUAUCCAUCUCCUUCUCCCCCAAUUCCUUCCUAUGAUCAUGACAUCAAUUUGAUGAUAUCAUGUCAUGAUAUCAUCAAAUCAAGUAAGAAUUUUCGGUCCCCCAUCUUCUUCUUAUAAGCAUAGAUUCUGAUCACCUUAAGAGUUCCAAGUCUUCUUCCUCUUCUUCUUCAAAGCCUUUUCCUUAACACCAAUCACGCUUUCCCUUCUCUUCUACAAGACUCAAAACCACUUCUUUCAAUCACAAUCUCCAUGGAUCCGUCCCCUCAGCUUGGGUGCUCCACUGUAAAUCUUGACCUCAGUGUUGGACCAACCAACUUCCUUAUCGAAGCUCCGAUCUGUUCGAGAACUUUGGCGACCAAUCCGAUACAAAUUCGAAGGAAUUCACCAAGUAGAGAAGAGCAGGCUGAAGAUAUGAAGUUGAAGGUACAGAAGUUGAGUGAAGAGAAUAGGAAGCUGAAUGAGAAGCUGAGUGCCAUGAGUGUGAACUACAGCAACCUUCAGAACCAGCUGCUUGAUCUCAUGAACUCAUCUCCCUCAGAGAAGGGACUAACGAGUUCGCCGUCGCCGACGAGAAAAAGGAAGAGUAUAAGCCAAGAAUCCGAUGAGAACAGCGGCUUCAUCCCCCAUGUAGAGAGUAUGUCGAGCGAGGAUUCUUAUCAGAGGUUGAGGGUUGAUUCUAAGUCCAGCAUAUCAAAGAUUUGUGUGAAAACAGAUCCAUCUGAUAGAACAACCUUGGUGGUAAAAGAUGGUUAUCAGUGGAGGAAAUAUGGGCAGAAAGUUACAAGAGAUAACCCCUCACCAAGAGCUUAUUUCAGAUGCUCCUUUGCCCCUUCAUGCCCGGUUAAGAAGAAGGUGCAGAGAAGUGUUGAUGAUUUGUCUAUCUUAGUGGCCACAUAUGAAGGUGAGCACAAUCACAGGCCUCCUCUACAAGGCGAGACACCUUCCCGUGCGAGCCAUGGUGUUAGCUCAACACCUAAUUCCGCCGGCCAGACCGUCACUGUCGACCUUACCGAUGAUCGGUGGCACGUUAAUUCAGAUAAGGUUAGCACAGAGACAACUUCUGUAGAGUUUCAGAAGGUUAUGAUCGAGCAAAUGGCAGCUGCACUGUCGAAAGAUCCGAAUUUUCAAACAUCAUUAGCAAAUGCAAUAUCCGAGAGGAUCUUGGAACUCCCAUCAUCUCAUAAUUGAUCAUAUCUCUCUACCUUCAUUAGCUUUCAUGGCUAAGUUCCUGUGUUAGGAAUCAGUUGGGUGCUUUUGCAGAUAAGAAUUUUCUCAUUGUUGAUAGCCCAAAGUAGCUAGCAGACUCUUCUCUUUGUUUGUAAUUUUGAAGAUUUCUUUUUUGAAACAUGUAAGAAGAAAUCUCUUUCUUUUUUUGAAUUAUAGUUCCACACUUCAAUUUGAACUUGAAUUUUCCUUGUUGGAAAUCUGGAUUGGAGAUUGUUCAGUCUUAUACAAAGAAAAUAUUGG